Molecule: messenger RNA, 1172 nt
Organism: Rosa chinensis
Lineage: Eukaryota; Viridiplantae; Streptophyta; Magnoliopsida; Rosales; Rosaceae
Product: putative F-box protein PP2-B12
Exons: 3
Coding region: 447-941 (164 amino acids)
Source: RefSeq, a predicted model, not a curated record
UCUAAAAAGUAAAAAUAAAAACUGUUUAACACAUACAUCGCAUGUUUCAAUAAAGACUGGUAUAUAUGUGUGUGUGUGUGUGUUGAUGUUGAUUGUGAUUGAUUUAGAACACGAAUGUCAUCCGAUGCGAUGGAGUUAACAGAUUUGGAGACGUUACCGGAGGAGUGCAUGGCCCAUGUUCUUUCCCUCACGUCCCCAAAGACGCGUGCAGAUCAGCCGCCGUCUCCUCCGCCUUUCGCUUCGCCGCGCAAUCCCAAACUCUUUGGGAACGUUUCUUACCCCAUGACUAUCGUCAAAUCAUCUCUCGAUCCGUUUCUCCUCCUCUGCCAUCAAUCUCCUCUCUCUCUAACAAGGACCUCUACUUCCGUCUCUGCGACUCCCCCAUCUUCCUCGACGAUGGCAAUUUGAGUUUCUCAUUGGAUAAAUUGAGUAAUAAAAAAUGUUGGAUGCUGGGAGCCAGACUGUUGAGCAUUACAUGGGAAGACACUGCAGACUACUGGGAAUGGAAUUCUCUACCCGAAUCCAGGUUCUCCGAAGUGGCUGAGCUCAGAUUUGUAUGGUGGCUUGAGAUUAAGGGAAACAUAGACACUAAAAUUUUGUCCCCCCGAACAGCCUACGCAGCUUACCUUGUAUAUCAGUGUCCAGAAGAAUCGCAAUGGGGGUUUGAGGGAAUGCCUAUUACGGUGCGUGUCACCAAUGAACAAAAUGAAGUUGUAGCUGAGCACGAUGUGUUCCUAGCAGACCCGCCAGAAGACAUGCCUCCACAAGCUCGAAGCAGAGGAGAUGGAUGGAUGGAGAUUGAGUUGGGUGAAAUUUUCAACCAAGAAGAUGAUGCUACUGUGGAGUUUCGUCUGAGGGAAACUGUGAGUGGCGAGCCUAAGGGCGGCCUCAUUGUGGAAGGUAUUGAGCUUAGGCCUAAACUAUAUAUAUAUAGUACAUAGAAUGAAAUUGCUAAGAUGUCAUCAACUCAAUAAUAAGUCUCCAUGCCAUUGGUAAAAUGCGUAUCCCUUUUGGGAAUAGAAUAAAGUAGCUAAGUUUGCUUUGGUUUCAGGGUUACAAGUUUCAUAAAGUAGGCAUGCCUGUCCCUUCGAAACUUGAUGGACUCUUUUCUACUUCUUAUACAAGAUAGUUCAUCAAUACAAAUUGUCAUCCUUUGAUAAAAUAAUAAUAAA